Molecule: messenger RNA, 9249 nt
Organism: Chionomys nivalis (European snow vole)
Lineage: Eukaryota; Metazoa; Chordata; Mammalia; Rodentia; Cricetidae
Gene: Cbx5
Product: chromobox 5
Exons: 5
Coding region: 154-831 (225 amino acids)
Biological process (GO): negative regulation of transcription by RNA polymerase II; chromatin organization
Cellular component (GO): nucleus; pericentric heterochromatin
Molecular function (GO): chromatin binding
Source: RefSeq, a predicted model, not a curated record
CUUAGGGCUUUUCUUCAGCAUGAAGGUAUAAAGAAAAAAAAAAUUCUCUUCCUCCCUCAAACUGUAGAACACAUAUGUAAAUCCCUUGUUUUUUUUUUUUCCUGGUGAGGCAGGGAAGGCCAUAGCCACAAUGCUUAGCUGCAUGCUUCCAACAUGGGGCUGGUUUUAACCCAGCGCUCUGACCUAAACUGCUCAGCUCACGGAAAUUCCAAGGAACCUGGUGGCCUUAGUCCUUCAGGUGAAUCAGCGUGCGACAUGGGAAAGAAAACCAAGAGGACAGCUGACAGUUCUUCCUCAGAGGAUGAGGAGGAGUACGUGGUGGAGAAGGUGUUAGACAGGCGCACGGUCAAGGGGCAAGUGGAAUACCUGUUGAAGUGGAAAGGCUUUUCUGAGGAGCACAAUACUUGGGAACCCGAAAAGAACUUGGAUUGUCCUGAACUAAUUUCUGAGUUUAUGAAAAAGUAUAAGAAGAUGAAGGAGGGUGAAAACAACAAGCCCAGAGAGAAGUCAGAAGGAAACAAGAGGAAAUCCAGUUUCUCUAACAGUGCUGAUGAUAUAAAAUCUAAAAAAAAGAGAGAGCAGAGCAAUGAUAUCGCUCGGGGCUUUGAGAGAGGACUGGAACCAGAAAAGAUCAUUGGGGCGACAGACUCCUGUGGUGACUUAAUGUUCUUAAUGAAAUGGAAAGACACAGAUGAAGCUGACCUGGUUCUUGCAAAAGAAGCUAAUGUGAAGUGCCCACAAAUUGUGAUAGCGUUUUAUGAAGAGAGACUGACGUGGCAUGCGUAUCCAGAAGAUGCGGAAAACAAAGAGAAAGAAAGCUCAAAGAGCUAAAGGAGGAUGGUCUCUGCCAUUUCUCUUUGUAUAUACCACAUUCACCUUCCUGCCUCCUCUCCCUUCACCUUCCCUUUCCAUCCUAAACACAUCCAUAAAAGUAUGUGCUCGCCACUGUGCUUCAUGGAGAGGUGUUGGUAUUGGUUCUCUUGUAAUAUAGCUGACGGUUGGACCCAUAAGUGUAACUGUGAAAACCAAGCAUUUACAUGCUGUGUGUAAUUCCCAGUUUUUUCUUUACCCUCAUCUUUUCCUUCUGUUCCCAUAUUACUUUUUAAUCACCUUAGAGUCACGAAUUUUUGAGGCCAGUUACUUUUUAGACUGGGGGAUUUUGUUACAGUGGUGAUGACUUCAGUUUCUUGAUUAUUAUUGGAAUAUAUUGAUGACCAGCUGGCCUUUAUUUUGACGUACUAGGGUGGAAAGGAUGUUGUCCUUCUUUUAGAAAGUCAAUAGCAGUGGCCUACUUGUAUCUUUUCCAGUUUCAUUUAGCUCUGCCAGGACAAUAAUAGGGUUCUUGGUGUGGUCUUCUGGACCGCCCCUGUCCGUCCUCACUUACCCUAUUGUAACAACACUGUCUUUCUGAGAACUUGAAACUUUACAUUUAAAUCUGUCAAGGCACUCUCUUUAGCCCUCAAACGUUUUCGGCCUUGUUAUUGUUCCUGAUUCUGCUCCUUUUUGGUGGCAUCAGUUUGUCAUCAAGUGACAAGAUGACUGUGGGGUCUGUAAGCUGUAGUACAGGAAGAUAGUGGGUGGGGCCAGAGAGAGUUGUCUUCAGUAUCGCAUGGUUUGUAUGUAUUCUUUCCUUUCACCCCUCAUAUGCAGACUCUAUUUAUGUAGGUGUGAGUGAUUGCCUGGUGCUUGCUUGUGCCAAGGUGCUGGGCACCCUCUAACCCUGCCAACUUCUAUGGCCUCCCAAAGCUUCCUGUUACCAAAGCGGCGUCAGCAAAUUCACCUCUCAAUGGACUCACAUUCCCUUCCGUGCCCUUAUUUUCAGUUGGGAAUUCAUAGAGAGAAGCUACUAGCCGUAGUAUCAGUCUUUAAAUGCUCACAGUAGUACUGAUCUGUAAUUUUACCAUCUCAUGACAAAGUAUUAAUGCUACUCGCCUUCUCUGCUCUCAGGCUUUUAGUUAUGUCUUACUUUUAAAACUGUCUUUUCAUAGAAGACUAUCAUCUCAGAAAGUGUCAGGUCUUAAUACUAGCUUUUUGACACAACCUUCUCUCAAAACAAACUUUCCUUUUUGGUUUACUCUUGCUAUUCUAUUGAGAAAAUUUUCUGGUUCUACUUUGCUUUUCUGUCAUUUGAGAAAUGUUCACGUCCUCUUCAUUCGUGUGGUAAUUGAGGAGGCUGGAGAAUCAGGACUGGAAGUAAGGAAGGAUUUGGAGCUCAGUACUCUUGUCCUAGCUCCAAGAUGAGGAAAAAAGAAUAAGUGCUGACUUCAUCAGCUACUGAGACUGCUCCUGUUGUUGCUUCUGACUCUUAAAACAUAGCUGUCUAGGCUGGAGCAUCUAGCCAUUUCUGGAUUGUUCAUAGUCGUGAGAGAAGUGGAUGGAGAACUCCAGGCCACAGAUGAGCCAAGUGAUAAGCAAAUCGUAGACCCAGUCAUAGCUUUUUUUUUUUUUUUUUUUGUUUUGUUUUGUUUUUUGGUUUUUUGAGACAGGGUUUCUCUUUGGCUUUGGAGCCUGUCCUGGAACUAGCUCUGUAGACCAGGCUGGUCUCGAACUCACAGAGAUCCUCCUGCCUCUGCCUCCCGAGUGCUGGGAUUAAAGGCGUGCGCCACCACCGCCCGGCCAGUCAUAGCUUUUGUUAACAUUGCUUUCCUGCCUAGCUGAUGAUUGAAUUCUGUGUGCUUGUAUAAAUUAUGUCAACUGCGCAGUUGAGAAGGCAGCUGAAGCUUUGCUGUAAGUCAGCCUGGAAGACCCUGUGAAUGGUGAUGUGGUUGGGGAAUGGCACCUGACCCAUACCUCGGUUUCUCGCUACAGUCCAUGUUCUCUGAAGGUGUUAGAGGCUAGAUCAAGUGCUGCAUCAGUGACUUUGUACUGUGGUUGAGAAAGGGGGUGGUGGUUAGAAAGGUUUGUCAUGCAGGCAUCCCAGGAUGCCUUGGGGUGGAUGAAAAUCGGACAGAGGUGAUCUGAGUCUCUUGAUUGAAGGAAAGGACAGCCUGGGACAGCCUGUCUGGGUAGUCAGUAGGUAGUAGAAUUGGAGUGGCCAAAUUUUUUUUUUUUUUUUUUUGGUUUUUCGAGACAGGGUUUCUCUGUGGUUUUGGAGCCUGUCCUGGAACUAGCUCUUGUAGACCAGGCUGGUCUCGAACUCACAGAAAUCCGCCUGCCUCUGCCUCCCAAGUGCUGGGAUUAAAGGCGUGUGCCACCACCGCCCGGCCCAAAUUUUUUUAAAGCAAAGUCUUAGCCUGUGGGCCAAACAACGAUGAUAUUUGGUACUAAGGUUGCUCCUAAGCCAGGCCUGGUGGCUUAAGCACAGCCCCAGACUGAUAUAGGGGUAUUGUAUGUUCAAGGCCUGCUGGGAACCUUUGAUGAGACCCUGUCUCAAAAAGUAAAAAGAACCAAGGCUAUCGUUGAGAGUUCAAUCCCUUGUAAUUCAAAAAAGUCAAGAGGAGGCCCUGAGAAACCUAGGGUGCAUAAUUGCUAAGACAACAGAUGUGUCUAACAGAACCAAGCACUGUUGACACACUUUACCCUGCUUUCUGUCCUCAGUUCAUGGUUUUCUGCUAAAUAUUACCAAAAUAUUCUUGUUUUCUUCUUAAUACUUUUGCUGGUUAUAUCUAGAAAUAAAGAACUGUAUUGUCUUCAGCCCUCGGUGUGAAGAAGCCAGACACCUGCCUGUGCCUCUAGCAUUUGUUGGUGCCAAGUAGCUUGCUUGUUUCUGCUGGAGAAUGUGACAGCCUUGGGCAGAAGAAUUUCCUAUAGAUUUCUUUUCUUUAAAGAGUGAGCAGCCAAAGGUGAAACACUCCAAAACACCUAAGUAUAUUCCUGUGUUAAAUCCUUUCAGAACUAGUUUUAUGAUACUAGGAACUGAACCUGGGGCUAGCUUAGACAUGCCAAGCAGAUGCUGUACCACUGAACUGGUAUCUUUAUAUGCCCCAUGCCCCGACACACUCCAUUUUGUUGUUAUGGUGUUUGGUUUUGGUUGGUUGUUUUUUGUUUUUUUUGUUUUGUUUUGUUUUGUUUUUUGUUUUUUUUAAAUACAGGGUCUCUGUAGCCCUGGCUGUCCUGGAACUCUAUAGAGCAGUUGGCCUAACCUCACGAUCCAUUUACCUCUGCCUCCUACGUCCUGGGAUUUAAAAGUUACCUUGGCCUAUUGUUGUCCUAGCUGUCCUGGAGCUAGCUAGCUCUUGUCUGGCUUGGAACUCAGAGAGAUCUGCCUGCCUCUGCCUCCCAAGUGCUGGGAUUAAAGGUGUGUGCCAGCACCACCCGGCGGUGGUGUUUUAAAGACAAGUCUCAUAUACCAGGCUAGCCCCAACUUGUGAAUUCUUUUGCUUGUUUGUUUAUUUGUUUUUUGUUUUGUGCCACCACCUCCAGGCCUGACCUUGAAUUCUUGAUCCUUCUGCCUCCACCUCCCAAUUUCUAGGUACGUACCUUUAAUCCCAGCAUUUAGGGUUGGAUCUCUGAGUUGGAAGCCAGCCUGGUCUGUAUAGUGAGUUCUAGGCCAGCCAGAGCUGCAUAGACCCUAUCUCAAAAGGAAUAUAAAGAAAAGGUUACUUAGACCAGCUUUGAAUUUAGGGGUUUUUUUUGGUUUGGUUUGAUUUGGUUUGGUAUCAGUUGUGUGGCACCAUGCCUAGCUCAAAAAAAAAUUUUUUUAAGUUACUUAUUUUAUGUAUAUUAGAUUUCUGUCUGCAGAUGUGCUGGUUCCCCAGGAGAGUUCCGUAUCCCCUGGGAUAGGAGCGAGCCACUCUGGGGGUUGACUGCGGAGUCAUCUCCUCCCCAGCUCCUCAAAUCAUGUUUUUUAUUUGUUUGUUUGGUUUUGUUUUUUGAGACAGAGUUUCUUUGUUUAGCUCUGGGUGUCCUGGAAGUCACUUUGUAGACCAGGCUGGCCUCUCACAGAGAUUUACAUCUGCCUCCUUAGUGAGGAGAUCAAAGGCAUCGUGCACCACCACCACCUGGCUCUAAACACCUUUCUAAUGCUGGAUUUCUUUUCUCUUUUCCUUUUCCCUUCUUCUCUUUCUGUGUAGUCCUGGAUGUUUCUUACUGGGUCUGCCCUCUAAUAAGCAUGUUGCCAAGUGUAUUUUGCCAGGCUUACACAGAAGCAGGAGUGAACUGGGUGACUGACCAACUUGACAUUGUCCAGUUCACGUUCCACAUUACAUACAUCAGUAUUGAUUGCAUUCAACAAACACCCUUGCCCCUCAGAGAACCUUGGCAAUGGUGGUGUGGGAUGAGUUGAUCAUUACAGUUUUGUAUAAUAAAUACUACACAUGCAUAUUAAUUUCUGAUCGGGGCAGAAACAAGCAUGUAUAUAAGGACACAUCUUGAGUGGGCAAUUUAGUGUAGAGUGCUGAUGGGGCAUUCAUGAAGCCUGGGUUCCCACAGGAAAACCCUGGAGUAGUAGGGCCAUUAACUGGUUCAUCUAUGAGAAAAAACUAUGGUCUUGGAUAAACUGAGUUAACUGGCCAUGGGAGCAUUGCAGAAAAUAAAACUAAGUAAUAGAAAUGCUAUCAUUACCAAGAGGACACAGAUGAGUGGACAUUGAGAACCUUCAGCUCGUUUGGACUCUGCCAAAACAUUCAUGACCGUGCUCACUUUGCUGUGCACAGCAUCACCUGCAUAUUAUGUGCUGUGUUAUGGGUCUUUCUGGAUAUUUCUUCUUCGUGGGCAUUUUAGCAAGUUGUUCAUACUCCUCAAUUUUUCAUCCCUUUUGGAGAAAUCAACAUAGGGUUGGCUUUAAAGCCCAAAGCAAGAGGCUUUGUUAGAAGGAAGCUUAGGGGAUGGGAUGUCCACUUCUGGGCCAAGGGGCUUUGUUAAAAGAAAGCGUAGGGGAUCACCUCGGGGCCAAGCAGUGCCAGAGUCAGUCCUAAGCAGCACCUGUGUCACCCACGUAAAAACCUCCCCAGAAAUGUGUGUCCUAGCUCCUCAGACGAUCUGUCCAGGGGGUGCACCAGGAGGCCUUCCUACUUGAUGGACUCAUAACGUGAGAGCAGAAGGGAAGGAUCUUGGCUCUGCCUCGAUAACUGACCUUGGGGGUCAGAAUUCCCAGGAAUUCAACUAACUUGUACAAGUUAAAAGGUGAAGUUUCUUGUUUCUUUUUGCUUAUGCUGAAGUUUAUGAAUUUUAAUCUACCUCAUCUUAUUUUUGUGUUGCCACUUGAGCAUCAAGCUUGACUUUGAUCUAAGAUGGUAUCUCUUUUGUUCAUUGAUAGUUCAUUCUCUUGCCUUUUCUCUUGACCCUCAUUUUACCUAACAUUAUCUCUUAGUGCUCCUGUCAGAAAUCUGUUUUAAAUCUUUUUAUGGGAAGAAGGCAAUCCACCAAUGCUGUUUGUCUCUGAGUCAGCAAGAGAAGGAUUUAACACAGUGGUGGAGGAAGGGCAGAUCUUGCACUGGAGGCAAAAGCUGACAAGAAAGGAGCCAUUAAUUAAAGACAAUUUCAAAGUCAACUGAUUGUGAUCAUUAAUGUCAUAAUAGAUCAAAACCUAAUUAUCACAGCCUAGGUAAGAGCCAUCAGUAUUAAUCGGAAAGUCUAAUAGGAAACUAUUAUCAAGAAAUUAGGCCAAAUGGAAUGCAAUGAAUUUUUUAUCCUUUUCUUUCCUCUCUCCCUCUCCCUCUCUCCCUCCCCCUCCCUCCCUCUCUCCCUCUCCCUCCCCCUCCCUCCCUCUCUCCCUCUCCCUCCCCCUCCCCCCUCUCUCCCUCCCCCUCCCCCCCUCCCUCUCUCCCUCUCUGUCUCUCCCUCUCCUGUAAUGUCCCUUGGCAUUGGCAACUGUGACACUAAUAGUUGGUCCAAGCUCAAAUUGAUGCUUUCACUUUUAAAGACCUAUUUUUUUUCUUUUUAGUAGCCCAGACUGGCCACAGUGCUUACAGUUCUGCCUCAGCCUCCAGAGCACUGGGAUUAUGAGGCGGUGUGUGUAUUCGGGCUUGUGUGUGUGUUGGGAGGGGGUUGUUGAACUCAGGGCCUUCCACAUUCUAGACAAGUGCUCUACCACUUAGCGAUAUUCUUAGCUCAGAGGGUUUUGUCUGUCAGGGGAGUUUCCAGUCAAGCUGAAUCUGAGCUGUCAUUGCUGAAACACAGCCCUUGAAUUUCCAUCAUCUGAACUUGUCCAGUACAGUCAGCCCUAGUGGGAAAUCUCCACUGUCGUCAAGUCUUAGCGUGCCCAUGGUGAAACAUUGUGCUGCUGUGCCAUCCUUCAAGUCCUUGACCAGUGUAGAGGCUGUGGGAGGAAGGGGAUGUCCUGCUUUGAAAUUCUCCAAGAACUCUUAAAAAAAAAAGUUUCCUUGUGUGGCAGCAUUCUCAAAUUCCAGGAACGUUAGGAUCUGAUUCUCAGCCAGCUCUGGCAGUGGUUCCCCCUCCCAUAGUUUUAAGAUAGGAACAUAUGCUUUCCCACUAGAAUUUUAAGGGUUGGGGAAGACCUCAGCUGGUUUCUGUUCACCUUGGUGGUUUAUUUCUGUUUUCCUUCUGUGUUAGAAGUUAAAUCUCUGGCAGCAGGAGGAGCCAUCACUACCUGACAGCUGUUUGUGAAGACGCCACUCUCUUGGGUGAGAGGAGGUAGACUGGAGUGCUGUUCAGCUUUGGGCGUCACAGGAAGAGAGCAGACAGUAGAGCCAUGACAGGUGUUGCCUGCUGCACUUCAGCUGAUCCUGCUUAGGGGCCAUGCUGCUUGCUGGAUUUUUAGAACCUGAAUUACUCAGUAGAAGACUGAGAAAUCAAUGUCUUAAUCCUUCACUUAACUGAAUUUUUGUGUUUAAAAUGCAACCUAAUUUUCAAAAUAGCACUAGGGUGAUCUUCAGAAGCAAGGCUCUUCAAGUUACUCCAGGUGAAUAACAGCCCGGCUGGGCCAAGUGAGGUUUUAAUGGAUACUGACCUUGCCAACGUCCCUACUGUGGCUUAGUGGCUGACCUUGGGCAAGUCUUUCCUUCCAAUGCCUCAGUUCCCCAUCUGUCAAAUGGGGUGAUAAUAUUGACCUACCUCAUGGGAUGUCGUGAGGCAUUACAGAUCAGAACUGACGACUCCUUUGGGGUUGCCUGUGGAGGAUGCCUCGACAUUUUUUAUCCUCACUGAGCUGUUUCCAGGUUCGGAAGUACUUAGUGACCUUGGCGAGUUUCUGUCUCCCACCCUCAUCAAAGCUGCUAGUUGAGAUGUUGACAAUGCUUUGUGAAUGUUGGAGUCUCGACAGUUCUGACUGCCUUGGGAUGGUAGGGGGUAGGACUAGGGUGUGUGUGUGUCUUGCAUUCACGAAGAGGCUGUUUGAAACCCAAGAGUCUUUGGUUAGGAAAUCAUGAAGCAUGAAUGUUUACUGCAUGUCUUUCUCUGUAGGUUGGGUUAAGGUCCUGUUCCUAUGGACUUACAACCACUACUGAGUGUCUCAUGAGCAAAGCAUUUUGUUGUAUUUUCCAGACUGAUCCCAGGACAGUGAGAUCACUGCUCCUCCAUGCUCCUAAUCCUCUGCUGUUCACAUAAAACAGAUGGUUUUCAGUCAGUAUAACCUGCCAUUGGACACCAAAAAAGAGCUACUUUGGAAUUUUUUUUUUGAAACAGGUGUUAACAUUUAAAAUUGAGCAUUGGUUCUCAAGGCUUCAUCCAGUUCAAUGUGUGUGGAGUCUGUCACCUCUUUCCCAGUGUCCAGUCCAACUCUGAUUGAGGGCAUCUUGGACACUUGUUUGCACACUUAUGGGUUCAAGAGCCUUACCCUUUCCGUCUCAUUUAGGGGUAAGGCAGCCAGCCCGCAGCUUUUCCCAACAGGGCUCUUUGCCAUCCCCCUCCUUGACUCUGGAUUGGUGACUCAUGAAAAGCACAAGGUCCUGGUAUCCUGAAGGCCCACACUCCAGUUCUGUUCCAUGUUCUCUGCUCCUAAUAGGGGUCCUGGGCACGGGGAGCAAUCUCAUGACCUGCCAAGUAGUAACAAGCAGUUGCCUUGCCCCUGCCUGCUGGCCGUGUUCCCACUUUCUCACAGAAUGAGCUUCCAGAGACCCUAGAGACUGGGUUUCCUCAGCAGUGUGCCAUUCUGAGUAGGAAGCAGGCCAUACCUUGUUGCUGGAUGUCUGAUUAGAAGUGAGACAUUGAAUUCUCAAUGAACUUUUGGUUGUGGGGGAGUUUGGGUUGUUUCUUGGUUUUAUUUCAGCCAAACUUUUCUGCUUUUGAUUUCUUUAAAGUAUAAGUGGUCUAUAUAUAUAUAUAUGUAUGUCUGCAUUUUAAGUGUAAAUGGUUUAAAAAACACAUGUCUUUUUACAACUGACAUUCAAUUCAGACGCCAUUCUUUCCCUU